GCCAAGAAAAGAUGACGGGUUGUAUCUAAAACCCGCUUAAAACCCUCCCUCCCUCCCUCUCCGCGCAGAUUGACACAGUGGUUGAAGGAACGAAAUGAUGUUAAAACGGGGAAAACCUUCCGUCUUAAGUAUCGCUGAGAAAUGCAAGAAUGUAUUGGCUUCCAAUUGGCAGGGUAAGCUCAAUACCAUCAAAGCCGAUUCAAAUGAUAGCAAGGAGGAGAUCUACAGUUCAAGAGUGAAGUAUGUUGUGCAGAAAGGAAGGCCCUAUAUUUGGGUACCUGAGAAGGAGUUGCAUAAUGUGAAUACUAUUAUUGAUGAACGUGGCUCUUUUGCUGUGAGCAGCCCCAUUCCAGGGCCACUUGCAAGUAUACUGAAAUCAGUUAAAAAGCUACCAGCCCGGGUUGCGCUAAUUGGUGAUGCUAUCCUCCUUGAAGAUGAAAAGGCUAAGUUAGCAGCUGAAAGCCUUAAGGAAACCCUGUUAGCAGACCAGAAGGCUGUCGAGGAAAUAAACUAUUCAGUUUCUGGAAUAUUAAACUCAUCCCAUCUUGGUUCUACUUCCCGAGUUGCAAACCUUCAGGAAUUACUCCAAGGCGAUGCACAAUACAAUCUGUAUAAAUUCAAGGUAAGGUCGUGUACGUAUAUUGACACCAAUGCGAUAGUUCAUAAAGUAAAUCCUAAAGAUGUUGAAAAUUCGAAGGCAGAUCGUUUAGCUCAAUUUUCAAUGAGCCUAAUUGAUGGAAUCAAUCGAAGUGAAACAAGGCGUCGAGCUCUUAUUCUUUUCUGCAUCACUUUCCUAAAUGAAAACGCAAAGGACGCGUUUAUUCUAUCAGUAGAUAUGAAGGGCUUUGAUGUGCUUGCCAAAGUUCUUGGUUCAGUCAAGGGUGACGGGUCUCGUGAAUAUCAGUGGAAGGAAUUGAGAUUUGGAUUCAAAGACGAGGCAUCUGAUGCUGAGACAUUCUGCCAACGGCUGCUGGAAAUGGAAGAGGAAGCCCUGAAGAAAAUCUCAAGUGUCACUGGCAGCAUUAUGGAAUUUAUUAUAUUCCCACAGUUGUUGCCAGAUCUUUAUCGCUCCAAUUAUGGAAUAUGCGCAUUUAGCAUGUUGAAAGAACCGGGCCUCAACCAUUUGUGCGUUGAACUGGCUGUAUCGGUGUUUGCUGGCAGUCGGAUUUUGAGUUCUGCACUGGCUGCCGUGACACAGAGCAAAGAAGAAUAUCGCGAUAAGCAGCGCCAUAACUACAUCUUUCUACGAGAAAAUUGUACAGGUUUCAUGUUUCUAUUUUCCUAUCCUCUCACACGUUUGACUCACUCGAGUCUCUUUUUCAAUCCAAUAUAUAUGUGGGUUAGGAGUAUUUUUUAACUAAAUUUGAAUAAAAAUGUGUAA
This is a messenger RNA of Salvia hispanica, 1381 nucleotides long. RefSeq lists its product as uncharacterized. NCBI's taxonomy places the organism in Eukaryota, Viridiplantae, Streptophyta, Magnoliopsida, Lamiales, Lamiaceae. The record is from RefSeq and is a predicted model, not a curated record.